UGCUUUACAUGUAGCAUAAGACAGACAGGAGUUAGGAAUCUUCGUCUGAAUCGGCUGUUUCUUAUCUCUUUGGUAACGAAUAUGGCACCGUUUACCUUCGCCAUCGUGUUGGUCAUCAUACCUGGACUGGUUCACUCUCAGACAGUUGCCCCGACUAGAUUUCCGGAUGUAGUGUCUGCCCUAGCGGCCAACGGUCACUUCACCGUGUUUCUAGACCUGCUCAACUCCUCUGGUUUACUACCCAGGAUCAACGCAUCCGCACAUUUCACGAUAUUCGCCCCGACGGACGACGCCUUUGCCCGGCUGUCCGCCGAUGACUUCGAUAAAAUAAAGAACAACCAGACCAGGCUGGCUGAGAUCGUGGGGUUCCAUGUCGUUCUGACCACCAACUACCGCAUCCACGGCACCCAGCAGGACGAUGUGCUGAGGUCAUCCAACCACUACCCUAUCAGGAUCAACACCUACAACAUUUUGCACACCGUGGCAGCUGAUGGUGUCAACAUCACCAUCAAGAACAUCCCCAUCCUCCACGGGCUGGCCCACGGGCUGGACGGUGUCCUGACCCCACCCACCCAGAGCAUCAUGCAACUCAGUCUCAGCAGGCCAGACAUCAGCACCUUCUCCCAGUGGGUGGUCAACGCUAAUCUGCUCAACUUCUUCACUAACGAUAAGGACGUCACAGUGUUUAUCCCCAACAACGCAGCCUUCGCUAAACUGAGUUCAGAUAUAACGACAUUCCUCAACAGUCACCAUGCUAACAUGGCAGAGACGUUAAAGUUCCACGUCGUUAACGCCAUGACCUUGUUUAGUAUUGGGAUGACCCACAGCAUCAGUCUGACCUCUGGGGACAACCACCACGACGGCCUGAUGAUACUGCAGGAUUCAGCCGGAGCACUGAACGUGAACCACGCCAAGAUUGUAGAGAAAGACAUCAUCACCACCGAUGGCGUCGUGCACAUCAUCGACAGCGUCUUGGUCCCACCUCGCGUCUUGGUAGCUCUCCAAGAUCAAGGAAUCGUUGUCGGUUAAAUUUUGUGGGUGCUGUUCAAAAUCAAUGUAGCCAUCUUUGUUUAAUGUUUUAUUAUAUCAGCAACAAUGCUUUUUAAAUUUCUGCCCAAAAUCAGUGUAGCCAUGUUUGUUUAAUGUUUUGUUAUAUCGGCAACAAUACACAUGUUUAUUAAAUUUCUAGGGGCUGUCCGAAAUCCAUGUAGCCAUGUUUGUUUAAUGCUUUUUUAUAUCAGGCAACAAUAUACACGUUUAUUAAAUUUCUAGGGCUGUCUGAAAUCCAUGAAGCCAUGUUUGUUUAAUGCUUUUUUUUAUAUCAGGCAACAAUAUACACGUUUAUAAAUUUCUGGUGCUGUCCGAAAUCAAUGUAGCCAUCUUUGUUUAUUGCUUUGUUAUAUCAGGCAACAAUGCACAUGUUUAUUAAAUUUCUGUGCCUGCUCAAAAUCAAAGUAACCAUAUUUGUUUAAUGUGUUGUUUACACUAGCCAAUAGUACAUAUUUUUGUUGAAUUUUUGAGAAAAGUGAAGUAUUAAAGACCAAGGUAUCAUGU
This is a messenger RNA of Physella acuta, 1554 nucleotides long. RefSeq names its product transforming growth factor-beta-induced protein ig-h3-like. Gene Ontology annotation, biological process: cell adhesion; extracellular matrix organization. Lineage: Eukaryota; Metazoa; Mollusca; Gastropoda; Physidae. Gene Ontology annotation, molecular function: cell adhesion molecule binding. Gene Ontology annotation, cellular component: extracellular matrix. The record is from RefSeq and is a predicted model, not a curated record.